Molecule: messenger RNA, 943 nt
Organism: Notothenia coriiceps (black rockcod)
Lineage: Eukaryota; Metazoa; Chordata; Actinopteri; Perciformes; Nototheniidae
Product: chymotrypsin-like elastase family member 2A
Exons: 5
Coding region: 60-818 (252 amino acids)
Biological process (GO): proteolysis
Molecular function (GO): serine-type endopeptidase activity
Source: RefSeq, a predicted model, not a curated record
UAAAAGGAUCGACUUAAUGCCCCGAAGAUCAAAGGCAAGUCAUUUGUCUUGCAGGCAUCAUGCAUGCUCUGCACAAACUCCUGCUUUUUCAGGUCCUGACAUCUCUCGGACAAAAUGCAGAUGGGAGUAAAAUCAUAAAAGGAACAAUAGCCCCAGAUGAUAAGUACGAGUUUUUGGUCUCCCUGCAAAAAAACGAGAAACAUCUGUGCGGAGGAUUCCUGAUCAGCGAAGACUUUGUGGUCACUGCUGCGCACUGUAGCCCCGAAUUUAGCGAACCGGACAGGGUCGUUGUUGGCACUCACAAUCUCCUCAAAGUUGGUGAUGAAAAUGUAAGAUACAUUGAAAAGAGAUACAAACACGAAUCCUAUAACCAAGUAAGCGGAGGUAAUGACAUCAUGCUCCUCAAACUGAAGAAGAAAGUUGCCGGGAACAAAAAACAAAUCAUUGCCAUUCCUUCUUCUAAUAUGCACAUUCAAGAAAACAAAAUCUGCCAUGUUGCUGGAUGGGGUGAAACAGAGACUGGUGGUGGAGUUGUUGAUAGGCUGAUGGAGGUGGAUGUGUCUGUCAUAAACCUGAACACAUGCUCUAAGUCAUGGGGUGGUAUUCCUCCUGAUGUUAUCUGUGCCGGUGGUUAUGGCAGUGACAAAGGCUUCUGUCAGGGGGAUUCUGGUGGUCCUCUGGUGUGCGACGGGAUAGCUGUUGGUGUUGUGUCUUACAACUACAACAGAAUCUGUGACUACCCAGAUAAACCCAACGUCUACACAGAGAUCUCCAAAUACCUUGUCUGGAUCAAGAGUAUCAUCAAUGAAAAAGCUUAAUAUGCAAUUUCAUAAAGCUUUGCUUCAGCACACUUUGAAUGUAUUUAGGAGGGGAGGCUGUGUCUCAGCUGCUCUGUCAGUAUUCACUCUUUAAUGGAAAAGCUAAAUAAAGCAAAUGUCUCAAA